This is a messenger RNA of Arachis stenosperma, 3425 nucleotides long. Its product is annotated as protein NBR1 homolog. The record is from RefSeq and is a predicted model, not a curated record. NCBI's taxonomy places the organism in Eukaryota, Viridiplantae, Streptophyta, Magnoliopsida, Fabales, Fabaceae. The transcript has 7 exons. Gene Ontology annotation, molecular function: protein binding; zinc ion binding. The coding region runs from base 185 to 3148 and encodes 987 amino acids.
UCACAAAGCCACAUCUCAGUAUAUAUGUUCCACUCGUAAAAGCGAGCAAAGCAUUGUACGGGUUCGAUAACACUCUUAAAUUCCAAUCUGCUCUUCUAUCUUGCUCCGAGUUUUCUCGUCCGAUUAGGGUUAGGGUUUUACCAUUUCGUCUUUCGGAACUGCUACGCUUCUUUUCUCUGGAGCCAUGGAGUCUACUCAAGUGAUCAAGGUCAAGUAUGGAGAUACCCUCCGGCGAUUCACUGCUGGCGUCACUGAUAAUCACCUGGAUUUUGACAUGGCUGGUUUGAGGGCCAAGAUACUUUCUCUUUUCAAUUUAACUUCUGAUGCAAACUUUGAGCUUAAGUAUGUUGAUGAAGAUGGCGACUUGGUGACACUUGUGGAUGAUGAUGAUUUGCAUGAUGCAAUGAAGCAGCGCCUGAAAUUCUUGAGAAUUGAUGUGCAUAUCAGCAAUGACAGUGGUGCUAAGUCAUGUUCCAGCUUCACUUCCAGCGGAAGUGACACUACCUUAAAAAGUAGCGAUCAUGAAAAUUCUUCCUCCACAGCAAGAGGUCCACGGCGGAUUAUACGAGUGAGAUCUUCCAAAGCCAAUAGUCAACCUGCUGAGUCUGAAAAUGGAAAAUUUGGGACAGAGCCGAUGUCUGAGGUUCUUCAGAAGUUAGCAAAAUCAAGAGUUACAACUGGGAAUGCAACUUCUGCCAAUGGCAGUCAACAGGUGGAUACUGAAAAUGCAAGUGGAGCUACACCUGUUGUCAAAGCCUCAGUGACUGGGAACCCAACUUCAUCUGAUGCCAAUCAACAGGUAGAGGCUGAAAAUGCAUCUAGAGCUGUACCUCUUGUUAUAGCUCAUGAUGCUUUGAAUUCUGUCCCAGAGCCCCUGCGGGAAUCUGUUUCCAAGUUAAUUACUGAGUUGCUUACUUCAAGCCCGGUGAUUGCUCAGGCUGUUGAUUCAGCUUCCAAAACAGCAAAUUUUUCGUUCAAAAAAUGGCAGGCUAUUGCUGCAGCUGCUUCAAGUUCAAAAAAUGGUCUCCCUGGAAAAUCUUCCUCUCCCAAGGCAAGAGAUGCAGGUUCUACAUCUGGGGUUGCAGCUUCCAAUGCUAGCCAAACGGUGGAAUCUGAAAAUGUAGCUAAAUCUGUAGCUAUGGUUGUUACUCCAGAUUCUCUGAAGUCUCUGCCAGAGAACCUGUGCGAUGCUGUUUCUAAGUUUACAACCGACUUGCUGUCUUACGGACCAGUGGCUGCUAAUAUUGCAGAUUCCAUUUCCAAAAUGGGAAUUCCAAGUCCUUAUUUCCAGGCUCAUGUUUCAGCUGGUGUAAAUUCACAGAAUGGCAUUCCAAGAGGAUCUGUUCCUUCUGAAGCAAGGAGAUCAGAGUCUGUCCAGGUGGAUUCCACUUCUACUGCUGGGCAACAGGUGGGAGCUGGAAAUCCAGAUAAAGGUUUUGUGCCAGGAGUUGCCCCAGUUGAUCUCAAUAUACUUCCCAGUGAUCCCGGUGCAUCUCACACCACUGAUAUGAAUGCUACACCAAUUGCACCAGCAGUCCCUGAUGGUGAUGGCAAGAAGGGUAAAAAGUGUACUGAUGUUAGUUCAAGUAGCAAGGAUGAAAGUAUGGGGGUAUCUCCAAUUAAUGCUGCUCUUAGUAACUUCCCAACCCAGAUACCUCCAAAUUAUACUCCUUCCUAUUAUUAUCCGUUUAUGGGAGUGCAUCCUGAAUCAUCAUCCCAACUCAGAAGGCAAUUUUUUCGCUCAAUGAAAAAGAGCCCAAAUUCCGCCGAGGCUAGUGGCAUGUUCCACAAAGGAGUUCGCUGUGAUGGUUGUGGUGUCUAUCCCAUUACUGGACCUCGCUUUAAAUCCAAAGUGAAAGAAAAUUAUGAUCUCUGCAGCAUCUGCUUCAUUAAAAUGGGCAAUGAGAUGGAUUAUAUCAAAAUAGACCGUCCUGUGUAUCAUUCCCCACCAUUCUCCUCGGGUGCAUAUGAACAUGUGCAGCCAUCUUGUUUUAUGGGGCCACCAAUGCCAAGACCUUUAGUGAUGCAACCACCUCUGAUGGGUUCCCCAACAUCGCCACAUGCUUUUAGACCAGAGGCUUUGUUCAGGGAGGUCACCAAACAUGUAAAGCCAAAGCUGGAUAGUCGAUUUGUUUUGGACGUCAAUGUGAUAGAUGGUACAAUGAUGGCUCCAUCUACUACAUUUACAAAAAUCUGGCGGAUGCGCAACAAUGGCACUGUAGUGUGGCCCAAGGGGUCUCAACUAGUUUGGAUUGGAGGAGAUCACUUAUCUGAGUCUCAUUCAGUUUACUUAGAGGUUCCUGAGGAAGGUGUUCCUGCUGACAAGGAGCUUGACAUUGCAGUUGACUUUAGAGCACCGCAGCUUCCUGGUCGUUAUGUUUCAUACUGGAGGAUGGCAUCUCCAUCUGGACACAAAUUUGGCCAGCGUGUUUGGGUACUCAUUCAGGUUGAUGCUUCCCUCAAGGAUUCUUUUUAUGAUAGCUCUCAAGGUCUGAACCUGAAUGUUCCUCUUGAUGUUGGUGGCUCUGGAGGGCCCCAAACUAUAGAUAUUAAUGUUCAACCUCUUGAGGAUGAUGCAUUUCUUCAAAACCUGAAUCGUAUUGCUCCCACCAAAGCUGUGAAUCCAAUGGCUGAUAAACAACCAAGGCAGGAACUGGAAAAUAGACUCCUCCCUGUUGAUGCUACAUUUGUUGGCCCCGUUGCAUCCUCUCCUGCAAUUUCUUCAGCUGCUGCUUAUUGUGCCUCAGCCCCUGCAACUGCUGCAACAUCUUCAGAUGCUUCCUAUCCCAUUAUUGAUUUAUCUGAAACAGCCCCAACUGCAACGUCUGAUCAGCAAUUCUCGGCUGUCGAUACACAGUCAACAUCCAUGGGAUUGGGAGGAAAUGGUUCUGUUGAAGAGACACUCCUUAAAGAACUGGAGGAGAUGGGUUUCAAGCAGGUUGACUUGAAUAAAGAGAUCUUGAGGAUGAACGAGUACAAUCUGGAGCAGUCUGUGGAUGAUCUCUGCGGUGUUUCUGAGUGGGACCCUAUCCUUGAGGAGCUGCAAGAGAUGGGAUUCCGUGACAACGAGAUGAACAAGAGGCUGCUCAAGAAGAAUAAUGGAAGCAUCAAGCGCGUUGUUAUGGAUUUAAUCAAUGGAGGAGAAUAGGCUUAUCUGAAGUAUUUCUUAUAUAUAUAUGCUAAUACUAAUAAACAAAAUAAGUGUCAAUCAUGCUACUAUAUAUAUUCGCCAGGUACUUUUAAUUAUCUCCUUAGAUCUUACUUGAAGUUGCGCUGUCGUGCUAUUUACAACAGCUUUUGGUUAUUUUGGGGUUAUGUAUUAUGAAUUUUUUUCCCCCCCGGACAAGAUUAUGUAUGAUGUUGACUUUGCUUUAAUAUGUAUAUAUUAUAUUAAGCUUAUAUGUAUAUAUCUUUUUUUUUUGGUC